Molecule: messenger RNA, 270 nt
Organism: Closterium sp. Naga37s-1
Lineage: Eukaryota; Viridiplantae; Streptophyta; Zygnematophyceae; Desmidiales; Closteriaceae
Source: the annotation of a GenBank genome assembly
AUGAGCCGAGUCGAACAGGAUCCGCGGGUCGAACGGACACGGGAGGAGAGUGACGAAGAGGAGGCGGGGAUCGAGGAGGCUGAGCAGGAGGACGGCGACGAGCCGGUGUACGACGACGAGCAGGGAUACGGCGACGAGCGGGAGCUCGGCGACGCGCAAGAGCACAGUGACGAGCGAGAUCACGGCGAUGAGCGGGAGCACGGCGGCGAGCGGGAGCUCGGCGACGAGCAGGAGGACGACGACUCGUCGGAUGACAACUUUCACUACUAA